Molecule: messenger RNA, 2448 nt
Organism: Zootoca vivipara (common lizard)
Lineage: Eukaryota; Metazoa; Chordata; Lepidosauria; Squamata; Lacertidae
Product: actin-1-like
Source: RefSeq, a predicted model, not a curated record
AUGUCUGAUCCCAAGCUUCUAGACAUCCCAGCUGUGAUCUUUGACAAUGGGUCUGGAUUAUGCAAGGCUGGCAUUGCUGGGGACAGUGCCCCAAGGGCGGUCAUCACAGCAAUUGUUGGCCGCUCCAAAGCCAAAGCCACCAUGCUUGGCGCUGGCCAGAAGGAAUUUUACAUUGGCGAAGAAGCUCAGUGCAAAAGGGGCGUCUUGUCACUGAAUUACCCCAUUGACCACGGCAUCGUGACAUCUUGGGACGACAUGGAGAGGAUAUGGAAGCAUGUCUACGAGUGUGAGCUGAGGAUCAAAUCCAGUGACAGACCAGUGCUCUUGACCGAAGCCCCACUGAAUCCUCUCCAGAAUCGGGAGAGAAUGACGGAGAUCAUGUUUGAAAAUUUCAAUGUGCCUGCUAUGUACGUUGCUGUCCAGGCUACUUUGGCACUCUAUGCCUCCGCACGGACCACGGGGAUAGUCCUAGACAGUGGGGAUGGUGUCACUCACACAGUCCCUAUCUACGAAGGCUACUGCUUGCCACAUGCUGUCUCCAGGUUGGACGUCGCUGGGCGGGACAUCACUGAGUACUUCAUGAGGCUCCUUCUGGAGAGUGGGCUUUCCUUCGUCAGCACAGCAGAAAGGGAAAUCGUGAAAGACAUCAAGGAGAAGCUCUGCUACGUGGCUUUAGAUCCCAUCCAAGAAAUGAAAGCUAAGCCAGAAUACCUUCUCAGAGAGUAUAAACUUCCAGAUGGCAAUAUCAUCAGGAUCGGAAGCCAACUCUUCCGAGCCCCUGAAGCCCUUUUCGCACCAGCUAACAUUGGUGUCGAUGCUCCUGGAGUCCACAAAAUGGCUUUCAACAGCAUUAUGAAAUGUGACAUUGAUGUGCGCAGAGAUCUAUAUGGGAACAUUCUCCUCUCGGGUGGAUCCACCUUGUUUUAUGGCUUGGAUGAGCGCAUCUUAAAGGAAAUGCAGCUUCAAGUGCCGAUCGGGAUAUCGGUACGGAUCAUUGCCCCACCAGAGAGGAAGUACUGCGUGUGGAUCGGGGCCUCCAUCCUGACUUGCUUGACAUCUUUCAGACAAAUGUGGGUCACCCUCAACGAUUACAAAGACUUUGGCCCAGGUGUCGUUCACCGGAAAUGCACCUCUUAUGGCUCCAAUUUGACAGCCUUCAACUCACUGGGACCUUCCCAUGGAUCUUCCAGCACUAACUCCCUGCUGGAUUUCUGGCUGCUGAAUUUGUGCUUCAUCAGCCAUGACAGUAUGGUGUGGAUGUAUCUUAAUUACGAUAUACACAACUGGUUUGAAAUGGUCCAUGAGAAUGAGAAAAGUACGUCCAGAGUCUUCAACAGCCAAGCUGUGAUUAUUGACAAUGGAUCUGGGCUGUGCAAGGCUGGGGUCUCGGGAGAAGUUGGCCCUCGGCAUGUCAUCGCUUCCGUCCUUGGGUGCCCCAAAAGCAAAUUAUCACUCUCCAAAACCAGGCAAAAGGAAUGCUAUGUAGGAGAUGAGGCCCAAGACAGGCGAGAAGUGUUGUCGUUGAGAUAUCCUAUCGAGAGCGGGAUCAUAACUUCAUGGGAUGACAUGGAGAAGAUCUGGAAGCACAUCUAUGACAAAGGGUUGGGAAUCAAAGCAUUUGAGAGGCCUUUGCUAAUGACGGAAUCACCUCUAAAUCCCAAGGAAGAUCGAGCCAAACUCACUCAGCUGAUGUUUGAACACUUCAAGGUGCCUGCCUUUUACCUCUCUGUCCAGGCCAUAUUAUCUCUCUAUGCUUCAGCCCGCUAUACUGGUAUAGUGAUGGACAGCGGUUUUGGGGUCACCCACGCAGUGCCAGUUUAUGAGGGCUAUUGUUUGCCUCACGCUGUCACCAGGUUGGAUAUUGGCGGCAGAGACAUCACUGAGUUCUUGAGGGAAUUGCUUCUGGAAAACAGGCAAUACUUCAGAAAUUUCCCCGAAGGGAACAACAUUGUGGAAGACAUCAAAGUGAAGUUGUGCUUCGUAGCCCUGGAUGCCCACCAUGAGCAGAACAAGAGGUCUGAGGACUACCCAAAGGAGUAUGAACUUCCGGAUGGCAACAGGAUCAAAAUCGGUGAUGCUCUCUUCUUAGCUCCAGAGAUCCUUUUCACGCCCAGCAACAUUAAGAGAAGUGGGCAAGGCCUCCACAAAAUGAUAGCAAAGAGCAUCAAAAAAUGUGACCCCACCAUCCGCAGCAUGCUCUACAGCAACGUAUUGCUUUCAGGAGGUUCCUCUCUCUUUCCAGGAUUAGACGAGAGGGUCUUUAAAGGGCUCGAAGCUCAAGUCCCUCAAGGAGUUCCCAUAAAGGUCAUAGCACCCCCAGAUCGGUGGUUCUCAACGUGGAUCGGGGCCUCCAUCAUUACGUCCCUGAGCAGCUUCAAGCAAAUGUGGGUCACUGCUUCUGACUACAGAGAGUUUGGACCAAAUGUUGUCCAGAGAAGGUGCUAUUAA